Molecule: messenger RNA, 1991 nt
Organism: Pristis pectinata (smalltooth sawfish)
Lineage: Eukaryota; Metazoa; Chordata; Chondrichthyes; Rhinopristiformes; Pristidae
Product: hepatic lectin-like
Exons: 8
Coding region: 110-916 (268 amino acids)
Source: RefSeq, a predicted model, not a curated record
GUGCAAUCUGCCUUGGGUUUUAGGAACUUCUCUCCAUCAUUGAUAUAACAAACGGAUGUAAAACAUUCUCCUGAGAACUCAGUGAGGCUCAGUGCCAGUUCCCUACAGAAUGGCUGCAGAACCUGCUUAUGAUGACUUUGAGAAUUUCAACCUGGACGGUCAACGAAAUCAACAGCAGGCUAAAUGGACGAGAGGUAGUCGAUUCAAGUCACCUCUCUGCCGGAAGUGUCUGAUUCUCUUCAUCGUCACCGUUCUGACAGUCUCCCUAAUUCUACUGAUCACUAGGGUCAUGAAAAGUUCGGAGACAAAUGAAACAGUGGAGGAGUUUCAGAAGCAGGUCCAGAUGGAAGUCUCACAGGCAAUGAGUAAUGUUUCCAAGAAGUCUGAGCUGGAGGACCUCAAUCUGAGUAUUCAGGAGAAAAUGAAUCAGAUGAGUUCAAAACUGCAAACCCAGAUAUCCACAGAGAUCACCCGCUUACUCACCCAGAUCUCCAUCAAGUUGGAAAUGCUGCCAGAACCUGGGUGUCAGAACCUUCAAUGCCCUCACAACUGGAUACACUUUAAUGGGAGCUGUUACUACUUCUCGACAAAGAAAGCCACAUGGGAUGCAAGUCAGCAGUACUGUUCCAUCCAUGGGGCUAAACUUCUUGUCAUUAAUGACCAGAUUGAGCAGUAUUUUAUUGCCGUGGAAAGUGAAUCCAAGAGAUUUUGGAUUGGUCUGACCGAUCACAACAGCAACAACAUGUGGCAUUGGGUAGAUGAGACACCCUACAAUUCUACCCCAACAUUCUGGAUGCCAGGGGAGCCAAACGACCUUGCUGAAGGCUGUGCUCACCUGUGGACUAAUGGCUUGUGGAACGAUGCACCCUGCUCAAAGGAGGACUACUUUAUCUGUGAGAAACAAUCUCACCAAUGAACAUUUGCAACGUCACUGCAUUUUGUUUUCUCCCUUCUUUAAUGACUUCUCAAACCUUUUUGCACAGCUAACAAUGAAGAAAAUCUUGUGUUACUAAAACACUUUGUAAACUGUCUUAAAGCCCUUUCACCAAUGUCAUGAUGUAGACAACCAACUUGUGCACAACAAGCUGACACUAUUAGCAUUGUGAUUAAGACAAAACAACUUGUUUUAAUGAUGUUGGUUGAGGGUUAGUGAUUAUCCAUGGACAAUAGAGAGAACUCCCCCACUCAUAUCUUGCCAUGGGAUUUUUUUUUGUGUCCACCUGAGUCUUUACUCCAAUGCCAAGCCAGGCAAACAGGAAACUUCCUUAUCGCUGAACCCAGAUAUUCAACAAGCUGACCCUGUUUUUAUAUUGCACCCCUCAUAAACUUUUCCUCAUGAAUCAUGCUAACAUAAAAUAACUGUAAGUCCACGGAGAAGAAGAGCUAGUUAGUUGGCUCUUUCACAGAGCUGGCACUUGUAAUUCUGGGCUGAUGGCCUUAUCUUGUGAUGCACAGUUCUGUGAUGCUGACUGUCAUCCGAAAGAACUGGUCAAAAGUAUACAUGGUUGAUCAGAAUACUCUCCACUUGCCUGAAUAAAUAGCAGCCAUGAAGCACAUCACCCAGGACAAAGUAGCCUGUUUGACUCGCAUCCCACCCACACCUUAAGCAUUCACACCUUUCACCACUGGCACACGCUUCAGUGUGUGUCACCCACAAGAUGCAUUGCCUAGACUAUUCCAACAGCACCUUCCAAACUUACAGUCUACAACCAAAAAGGACAGGAGCAGCAGGUGCAUGGGAACACCACGAGCUGCAGGUUCCACUUCAAGUCCAGGAACCCCCCUACCCUACACCUUCACCGGGGGGGGGGGGGGGUCUGCAAUAUCUCAAGAACUUGCCAUCUCCUUCUCCAGGGCAAUUAGGAAUGAGCAUCAAAUGUGAAAGAACAUAAGGAAUCAGAAACUGAAUUCACUUUGUGUAACGCUCCUCUCUUGCAGUUGAUGUAUUUGAAUUUUUGGUUUGAAAUAAAAGUUUCGGAGUCGCAAAUAUC